AUGGCUUCGCAAGAUGGCCUUUCGACCAUUUAUGGUGUACCAACCAAAUAUAUAUCCCUAAUCAUCCUGGUCGUUCAGAACUCCACCCUUGUUCUGACGAUGCGGUAUUCUCGAAUCCUCCCUGGACCACAAUAUUUGAGCUCGACAGCUGUGGUCCUCUCCGAACUCAUCAAAUGUAUAAUAUGUCUUGCUAUUCACCUUCGCGAUCAGCAAUCCGUUCGUGGCUAUUCAGAGCUGCCUACUCUUUCAGAUGAUGCCUCUCCUUCCCACAGCUCUUCAUCUUAUACCAUCCGCCAAUUGGCCACCGACAUCUUUUCUAUCAAGAGCGGCUUCCCAAAGCUGCUUGUACCUGCAAUUCUCUACACCCUCCAAAACAACCUACAAUUCGUUGCAGCUUCCAACCUCGAUGCCGCCACUUUCCAGGUCACCUAUCAAUGCAAGAUUUUGACAACAGCUCUGUUCGCGGUUCUGAUGCUGGGUCAAUCUUUGUCGCCCAAGAAAUGGUUGGCACUCUUUGUCCUUACGGCUGGAGUCGCCUGUGUUCAAAUCCCUUCCUCUUCAACAGCUACUCCUAUCAACGAGGGCAAUUAUUCUUUGGGAAUGAUUUCGGUGGCUGUGGCUUGCAUAUGCUCUGGAUUCGCGGGCGUCUACUUCGAGCGAGUGCUAAAGGGCGGCCAGUCUACAUCUAUCUGGGUGCGCAAUAUCCAACUUAGUGUUGGCUGUUUGGCCAUCGCCUUGUUUGGAGCCUUCGCCUGGGACGGCCAGGCAAUUCGUACAAAUGGCUUCUUCCAAGGCUACAAUCCAGUCGUCGUUUUUACGGUCUGUGUUCAGGCAGCAGGAGGACUAAUUGUCGCCAUGGUUAUCAAAUACGCCGACAACAUCCUAAAAGGCUUCGCCACCUCCCUCUCCAUCAUCCUCUCGACAGUUGCCUCGAUUUUUCUGUUCAAUUUCGUUCCUACGAUCUACUUCUUGUUCGGGUCCAUUCUGGUUUUUGCUGCCACCUAUCUCUACAGUAUGCCUGAGAGGGCGCCAGCCGUGGAAGAAAUUUUCAAUGAUUCAGAGAAGAACCCAAUUCUUGUGGUUGACGAUUAUGAUGCUGAUAGCUCCACUGAGCAUUCGAAAAUCAAGAAGCCCUUCCGGGACGAAAGUGACCUUGAGUCUGGUGAUGACGAGACUUACGAUUCCUCAAGCAUAUACGAACAUGACGAUGGGACCAAGAGCCGCAACUUUUCACCUUCCCUCAUUCAGCAGCCCACGAUGGAAAAACAAGUUUAUUCAGAACUGGGAUCUGUAUGA
Exophiala bonariae is the source of this 1296-nucleotide messenger RNA. RefSeq lists its product as uncharacterized. The transcript is spliced from 2 exons. Gene Ontology annotation, cellular component: Golgi membrane. NCBI's taxonomy places the organism in Eukaryota, Fungi, Ascomycota, Eurotiomycetes, Chaetothyriales, Herpotrichiellaceae. Gene Ontology annotation, molecular function: UDP-galactose transmembrane transporter activity. Bases 1 to 1296 code for a protein of 431 amino acids. The record is from RefSeq and is a predicted model, not a curated record. Gene Ontology annotation, biological process: pyrimidine nucleotide-sugar transmembrane transport.